UUGAGGCUCAAAUCACCCGAUGGAAACUAUACUUUAAGUCAUGUGGAUGAGUAUAUUGAUGAGCUGCUGACGAAAGAUUACUCUUGUGAUAUUGCCCUUCCUAGAAUUAAGAAAAGAUGGACCCUUGAAUCUCUUGGUCAACUGGAACCCCGAAGAAGUGCUUUGGAGGAUGACUUUGAAGAGGAGGAAGAGAAGGAUGAGGAUGAACAACCUACUAUUGGCAUAAAUGUUGGGCAUAAUAAGGAUUAUUAUCAUGGGCACAGUCCAUCUAGGGAAAAAGAUAGAGACAGGAGACGAGAUAGGGACAGUUACAGACACAGGCCAGGGACCGUGAUUAUGGUAGAGAAUAUGACAGGGAGCGUGAAUUUGAUAGGGACAGGGGAAGAGGACGUGACAGGGACAGGGAGCAUCAUCGGUUGCGAGAUGACAAAGACUAUGACAGAGAAAGAGGUAGUAGACGUGAUCGUGGCCAUAGAAGGAGCCGAAGCCGGGACCGGAAAGAUCGUGACGAUGAACGGCGAAAGAGGCAUGGCCGCAGCAGUGUGAGCCCCUCCGCUAGGGAUGAACCCAAGAAAAAGAAAGAGAAGAAAGAGGAUGGAACCGACCAUCCUGACCCUGAGAUUGCCGAAGCAAAUAGACUGAGGGCAUCCCUUGGACUGAAACCUUUGAAGUAGCAGCCAGCAAGUGACAAAUAAAAUAAAUUUUGUGUGUCAAACUUGGGCAUGCAUUCACAUUGACGAUUCUUCAUGGUACUAGAAUAAAUUUGGGGAGGGAAGAUAUUGAAGGUUAGCCUUGAGCAGGGAGAAGGGGAGGGGAAGUAGAAGCAUCUCUUGAUUUUGUUUGAGAAUUAUAAAUUUGAAAAGAGAUGGGCUACGGCAAUUAUAAUUAAAAUCGCUGAAGAUGUAUACCGAAUUCAAACAGUUGAACUUGUAUUCAUUUCAAAUUAAACUUAAAUUAUCAUUUAGUUAGUUAUUCUUCAAA
Messenger RNA from Cuscuta europaea, 981 nucleotides. Lineage: Eukaryota; Viridiplantae; Streptophyta; Magnoliopsida; Solanales; Convolvulaceae. The record is from the annotation of a GenBank genome assembly.